Molecule: messenger RNA, 2688 nt
Organism: Ricinus communis (castor bean)
Lineage: Eukaryota; Viridiplantae; Streptophyta; Magnoliopsida; Malpighiales; Euphorbiaceae
Product: potassium transporter 10
Exons: 9
Coding region: 238-2601 (787 amino acids)
Biological process (GO): potassium ion transmembrane transport
Cellular component (GO): membrane
Molecular function (GO): potassium ion transmembrane transporter activity
Source: RefSeq, a predicted model, not a curated record
AAUAAAUUCUAUGUUAGGUAGAACUUCCCUUAUAUGUACUUUAUUCUGUAUACUCUAUAGUAAGGAUCAUUGCUUACUGCUUGUGUGUGUUACAAGAGCGGUGUUUUGCUGUUAACCUCUCAACUUCUCCACACUCCACUUCAAAAAUUGACUGGUUUGCUUAGGAAUUAAGAUCGCAUGAGUUAAGAAGAUAAAGGCAAUGAGGGUAAAGAUCAUUUGGAUUUUUUGAGUUGCAAAAUGGGUACAAGAGAAAAUAGUAUUGAAUCUGAUUACAAAAGUAGAAUCUGGAUUUUGGAUCAGAAGCUGGAUCAGUCCAUAGGCACAGAAGCUGAGAGGCUCAGGAGUAAGCAUGAGGAAAAGAAGUUCUCCACUUCAAUGCUUUUAGGCCUUGCAUUCCAAAGCCUCGGAGUGGUCUAUGGAGAUCUCGGCACAUCUCCUUUGUAUGUCUUUUACAACACUUUUCCUAAUGGAAUUGAAGAUCCAGAAGAUGUAAUUGGAGCUUUGUCAUUGAUUAUUUAUUCCCUAACUCUUAUUCCGCUCCUGAAGUAUGUCUUCAUUGUCUGUAGAGCAAAUGACAAUGGUCAAGGUGGAACAUUUGCUCUAUAUUCGUUACUUUGCCGGCAUGCUAAAGUAAAGACUAUACCUAACCAAGAUCAUACAGAUGAGGAGCUAACAACUUAUAGUCGUUCUACGAUACACGAGCAAUCGGUUGCUGCAAAGACCAAGAGAUGGUUAGAGGGACAUACAUUUAGGAAGAAUGGACUUCUUGUUCUUGUUCUUGUCGGUUCCUCCAUGGUUAUUGGGGAUGGAAUACUCACUCCAGCUAUAUCAGUACUCUCGGCAGUUCAAGGAAUCAAGUUAGACCAACCCAAAAUGACCAGUGAUGUUGUCGUGCUCGUUGCUGUUGUGAUAUUAGUAGGCUUGUUUUGCAUGCAACACCACGGUAUAGAUAGGGUGGGUUGGCUGUUUGCACCAGUUGUGCUCCUAUGGUUUCUCUUGAUUGGAGGUAUUGGUAUAUUCAACAUUUGGAAAUAUGAUAAAGGCGUUCUAAAGGCUUUCUCACCAGUAUAUAUAUAUCGUUAUUUCAAAAGGGGAGGAAGAGAUAACUGGCUUUCCCUUGGAGGCAUUAUGCUUAGUAUAACAGGAACUGAGGCCCUUUUUGCUGACCUCUCCCAUUUCCCAGUUUCAGCAAUACAGAUUGCAUUCACAGCAAUUGUUUUCCCAUGCCUUAUUUUUGCCUAUUCUGGACAAGCUGCGUACCUUAUGAAAAACUCAAAUCAUGUAGUUGAUGCAUUUUAUCGUUCUAUUCCAGAUGGCAUAUAUUGGCCAGUGUUUAUUGUUGCAACUGCUGCUGCUGUUGUUGCAAGUCAAGCCACUAUAUCUGCAACUUUUUCAUUAGUUAAGCAGGCUCUUGCACUCGACUGUUUUCCAAGAGUUAAAAUUGUACAUACGUCGAAAAAGUUCCUGAGACAAAUAUAUAUUCCAGACAUAAAUUGGAUCCUUAUGAUCCUUUGUGUUGCAGUGACAGCUGGCUUUAAAAAUCAAAGUCAAAUUGGAAAUGCAUCUGGUACUGCAGUUGUGAUAGUUAUGCUGGUCACCACAUUGCUUAUGAUUCUAAUCAUGCUAUUAGUAUGGCGGUGCCAUUGGAUUCUUGUCCUGAUUUUCACUGGUUUGUCACUGGUAGUGGAGGGCACCUAUUUUUCUUCUGUGCUUUGCAAGGUUAAUCAAGGUGGUUGGGUUCCUCUAGUGAUUGCUGCAGCAUUUUUUAUCAUCAUGUAUGCAUGGCACUAUGGUACUUUGAAGCGCUAUGAGUUCGAGAUGCAUAGCAAGGUUUCAAUGGCAUGGAUUGUUGGGCUCGGCCCCAGUUUAGGACUAGUUCGGGUCCCUGGAAUUGGACUUGUGUACACUGAGCUAGCUAGAGGGGUGCCCCACAUCUUCUCCCACUUCAUCACCAACUUACCUGCCAUCCAUUCCGUAGUUGUUUUUGUCUGUGUAAAAUACCUGCCUGUCUACACGGUCCCAGAAGAAGAGAGAUUCCUUAUAAGGCGGAUAGGACCGAAGAAUUUCCGCAUGUUCCGUUGUGUAUCAAGAUAUGGCUAUAAAGACCUCCAUAAAAAAGAUGAAGAUUUUGAGAAGAGGCUAUUCGACAGCCUUUUUAUGUUUGUCCGGUUAGAGUCCAUGAUGGAUGGCUGUUCAGACUCGGAUGAAUAUAGUGCUGAUGACCAGCAAACAAAGCAGUCAACAGCAGGGAACUGUAAUGGCAACCGCUGUUCAUCCAAUACAAAUGGAACACUUUCAUCCGAAGACUCAAUCGUGCUCCUUAAUUCUCCAACACAUGUGAACACCAUGACGUUGCCCAAUCAAGCAAGCAGCCAUUCUGAGAUUGAUGAGUUGGAAUUUUUAAGUACCUGUAGAGAUGCUGGGGUAGUCCACAUACUGGGGAAUACAGUGGUGACAACACGCCGGGAUUCAAAGUUCUAUAAGAAGAUAGCCAUAGAUUAUAUAUAUGCUUUUCUUAGGAAGAUCUGCAGGGGAAACAGCGCAGUGUUCAAUAUUCCGCACGAAAAUCUCUUAAACGUUGGACAAAUAAUUAGAGUAUGAUAGUCUAGUUGUGUAGCAAAGAGAAUCGAUCAUGUUUACUGUAUUUUAUCAGAAUAAUCUGUGGGAAUAUAGAUAUCUUGGCAACCA